UUAAGUGUUAAAAAAGAAAUAUUUUAUGAAAAUAAAGAGAUCAGGAAUAAUUAAUAAGGGGUUAAUAAUGGAGUUAUCGGAACCUUUAAUAAAUAAAGAAAGAAUGGAAAUGUCUUCAGAGUCUUCUCGUAUUGUUAGUGAUAUUAUUCUUGGUCUUUCGGAUGGAUUGACAGUUCCAUUUUCAUUAGCAGCUGGUCUUUCGUCUUUUUAUAAUAGUAAAAUUGUUCUCACAGCAGGAAUGGCAGAAUUGAUAUCGGGUGCAGUUUCAAUGGGAUUAGGUGGAUAUUUAGCUGUAAAAUCUGAAGUAGAACAUUUUGAACAUAUUCGAAGAACACAAAUGGAUCUUUUGAUACACACGCCGGAGAAUAGAUCACAGCAAAUUCUUGAUCAAUUAGAAUCUUAUGGAAUUGUUGAUGAAGUUUGCAAGCCCUUAAUCUUUUGCUUGAAGCAAAAUCCUAUUAAUUUCGUAAACUUCGUUAUGCGUUUUGAUUUAUGUUUGCAAAAACCAUCGCUUAGAACAGCGUGGUUUAGUGCUAUCACUAUUGCUAUGUCAUAUUUCCUUGGAGGAUUAAUUCCUCUCGUUCCCUAUAUUAUUUUUUAUAAGGAUACCUUUCUUGGUUUUAAAAUAAGCGUUAUUCUUGUCGCCAUUGUUUUAUUUAUUUUUGGUUAUUUAAAAUCAAUUUAUCUUAUUGGAUCUAUAAAGAAAUCAAUUUAUUCUGCUUUUCAAACCUUAUUAGUCGGUAUUAUUGCGGCUAUUUCUGCUUUUACAAUUGUAUAUCUUUUGGGAACACAUUAA
Pneumocystis murina B123 is the source of this 796-nucleotide messenger RNA. RefSeq lists its product as hypothetical. The record is from RefSeq and is a predicted model, not a curated record. Gene Ontology annotation, biological process: intracellular manganese ion homeostasis. Lineage: Eukaryota; Fungi; Ascomycota; Pneumocystomycetes; Pneumocystales; Pneumocystaceae. The coding region runs from base 26 to 796 and encodes 256 amino acids. Gene Ontology annotation, cellular component: vacuolar membrane. The transcript is spliced from 3 exons. Gene Ontology annotation, molecular function: manganese ion transmembrane transporter activity; iron ion transmembrane transporter activity.